AUGGUAUUGAGUGAAGCCUUCCAAGUGGUAUCCAUAAUCCAUUUGCUGCCUCUAGGGUGGAAGGACUUCAAGAACUACCUUAAGCACAAGCGAAAGGAAAUGAACCUGGAGGACCUGAUGCGACUCAGAAUUGAGGAGGGGAACAGGAAAAGUGAUGGGAAGAGUCCUGUCAUUGGUGGCUCAAAGGCCAACGUGGUGGAACAUGCUAAAAUUCCAAGAAGGCUAAGAAGGACAAGCAAAAGCUGGGUCCAAAGGGUGGCGUUACUAAGGCUAAGUUCCAUGGCUCCAAGGAAGAAGAAUAAGAGUUCUGAAGCCAACGUUAUUGGAGAAGGCAGUCAGAAAGAGGAGGCUGAGAUUAGCCUUUCGACCAUGAUAAUCGAGGUGAACCUCGUGGGUUCAAACCAGAGCGAGUGGUUCAUCGACACCGUUGCAACAAGACAUUUGUGUUGCAACCAAGAGAUGUUCAGCACCUUUGAGACAAUUGAGGGCGAGAAGCUGAGGAAGAAUCAGGUAUCUGGCUUGUUGCUAAAUAAGAAUGGCUUUAAGAUGGUGUUCGAGUUAGAUAAAGUAGUUUUGUCUAAACUAAGAAUGUUUGUUGGUAAAGAUUAUGUAACUGAUGGGAUGUUUAAGCUCAGUCUAAUGUCUAGUGAGGGACCGAGUACGUCAAAACGAACAUUUGACGAAGCUAUGGAUAAUGAUAGUGGGGAAUUUGAGAAAGAACUCGAGCUCGAGCUUAGACGCAGAAAGCGGGCAAGAGUUGCGAAAUCAUUUGGUCCAGAUUUUCUAAUGUACUUGUUAGAGUAUGAUUCGAGAUCCAAGUGGGUCCUUAAAAGGAAGAUGAAAGCAGACGGUUCCAACGAUAAGUAUAAGGCUAGUCUUGUAAUCAAGGGUUACAAGCAACGCGAGGGUCUUGAUUACUUCGACACGUAUUCUCCCAUGACGAGAAUAAACUCCAUUUGGAUGAUACUUACCAUAGUCGCGUUGCAGAAUUUGGAAGUUCAUGAAAUGGAUGUGAAAAUAGCUUUCUUAAAUGGCAAGUUAGAUGAAGAUAUCAUUUUCUAG
Ipomoea triloba (trilobed morning glory) is the source of this 1062-nucleotide messenger RNA. RefSeq lists its product as uncharacterized. Bases 1 to 1062 code for a protein of 353 amino acids. The transcript has 5 exons. The record is from RefSeq and is a predicted model, not a curated record. Lineage: Eukaryota; Viridiplantae; Streptophyta; Magnoliopsida; Solanales; Convolvulaceae.